This is a messenger RNA of Schizosaccharomyces cryophilus OY26, 3072 nucleotides long. RefSeq names its product NatB N-acetyltransferase complex non catalytic subunit Arm1. Gene Ontology annotation, biological process: N-terminal peptidyl-methionine acetylation. The transcript has 9 exons. Gene Ontology annotation, molecular function: protein-N-terminal amino-acid acetyltransferase activity. Lineage: Eukaryota; Fungi; Ascomycota; Schizosaccharomycetes; Schizosaccharomycetales; Schizosaccharomycetaceae. The coding region runs from base 596 to 3028 and encodes 810 amino acids. The record is from RefSeq and is a predicted model, not a curated record. Gene Ontology annotation, cellular component: NatB complex; cytoplasm.
ACAAGACUCCGUCAAGUCGUAAGGUAUGAGAAGCGAAGAUGAGGGAUCCUAAAAGAAUUUAUAAAUAAAAGUAAAGAGUCGUUCAAGAAGGACUGUAAUUAAGACUUCAUGAGAAACACUGAUACGAAGAAACCAGGACUCUUGUCGUUGGUAUGAACAGGUAGCAGAGUCCUUUUUGUCUUCGUUCAUCUUGACUUAUUUCUUUUUGUGGAAUCUUUGAGGUCUUUACAUUGCUUUCAAAGCUGGAAUGCGAAACUUGUAGGAACAGAAGCUAUUCCAUGAUAUUCAUCACUUACUAAAGAUAUAAUUAUUUUUAGUAUAAUGAUUUAUCUUGUAUCACCUUUCCAAUUGAGAAACGCUAUUCGAAGGAAAAGAAGUAGAAAUGUGCUGCUUUCCAAAAGUCAUGUCCUUUCAAGCUUUUAAAUAAAAUGAAGGAUACAAUUCCUCUUACAAUAGGUUUAGGAAAGAUAUGUUGCUGUCUUAAUGGACUUUUUAUAAAUUCGUUGGAAUUCCCAACUGGCACUCAUUUUCACUACCGCGUCUCUCUCUUUUAUAGACCGAGUCUUCAAAGUAUUGAUUUUAUAGCUCAACAAUAAUGCGUCGUAGUGGAAAUAAAGAGUCUACUGUUGUUUACUCUGCUCUUUCUUUGGCACAAUCAGGACGUGGUUCUGAAGCUAUUGCUCUGUUAGAACCAUUAAAGACGACUGUUAUUAGUAGCCUGAAUUUGAUUGAUAUUAUACAGGCUGUGUAUGAGGAUCAAAAACGAGGCGAGGAAUCAUUUCAAUUUUGGGAAAAAUUUUUGCAAGCUCACGGUAAAAAUGAAAAGCACCUAUCAGCUUAUUUUAAAGCCGCAGUGAGAACGAAGAGUCUUAUUCAUCAGAGAAAGGCCGCUGUGGAAUUACAGAAACUCUUUCCUUCGCGUAAGCACACUCUAUGGGUCCUUUCAUCUCUGUAUUUGUUAUGCAAACGCUCAGAAAAUGAGAUGGAGCAGCGUUUGUUAAAAGCACUUGCCGAAAAAACAGCAAGCAUUACUUUCUCCGCACCUUCCGGACACAUUGAUUCUUGUGAAGAAUGUCAUCUUUAUUUGGACAUACUUUCAUUGGUCGGGAAAAAAAGCGAUGCUGUUGAACUACUCUUGAACGAAGAAACCCAAAAAUUUGUAGAAGCUGAUGCCGACUUGCUUCUUCGAAAGCUCCAGCUUCUUGCCGACUGCGAAAGCUGGGACACCUUAUUCUCCGUUGCUUCCACAUAUUUCCAAAAUGGAAAUAUUGACUGGAAGAUUUGUAAGGCUCUUCUAGAAUGCUCAUUACAUGACAGCCAAAAACUCAAACCUGUCCAGGAGCUUUCUCACAAUGCUUUGUCUACUUUUCACUCUCAAAGAAACCUCCAUCUUCUUUGGAUCCAUUUUACAUCUCAAUUUUUAAAAAAUGAACAUGAAAAUGCUAUUUUGAACUAUGUGCUGAAAAUGUGCGGUAAGCCUAUAGUUUUUGAAGACAUAGUACCCUUCCUUCAAAAAUUAAGCAAUGAAUCCAAAGCACAAUUGCUAGAGAACUUUACCAUUGAAAGCUGUCCCGAAACUAAUAAGUCUCAAAAAAUCGACAAGCUAGUUGCUAAGGUUCUGCGUCUUAAAAUUCAGUUUUUCUGCUUUGAGUCUUUUACUCAAGAAAACAUAACCGACUUUUUGCAAAAUUGCUUCAGUGUUUACCAAGAAGGCUUGUCUUUGAGUGAUAAUAUAUUGCCUACCGAUUUUACUCACGGAUAUGAGGCUUUACUAUUGGCUGUUCAUGCGCUCAUGUAUUUCAAGGAGUAUACAUCUUUGUCAAGUGAAGUAAGUCAAGGGCUUAUUUUUGAUGCUAUCUGUUUGUUAGAGAAAGGUCUCACUAGCAACCUUCAUAACUUCAAUUUGAAGCUUCCUUUGAUUCGUUUGUAUUUGCUCCUGGACGGUGGAUUUCCUGCUGCUUGCAAGAUUUAUGACACUAUGUCUAUUAAACAAGUCCAAAAUGAUACUAUGGAUCACUAUCUCUUGACGAGAGCAACCACACACUUCCCUUCGACCUUGGCUGCCCAAUAUUUAAAUGCAAGUGUACGGAUUUAUGCUUCAAAUGAAUAUGAAACUCCUGAAAUGAUUUGCAAUGCAUACGAAGAGGAAGCUUAUUCGCAAAUUGAGAAUAUGCGUGAAUUCCGUUCACGUUUGGACCAUAGUAUGUGGAAGAGUGUCGUGUUGAUAGAGCGAGCUAGAUGUCAUUACUUAAAUAAUUACAAGGCCCCUGCCCAAUACCUACCAAAAUGCUCAAAUCCCAAAGAUAAUCGAGAUUUAGACGUCUUCGUCAACUAUGCAUCUCCUAAAUUCCCCACUGCUGAACAUAUACUGAGAAAUGCCCCACAUCCAUCCACCGCUUGGGUGCACUUAUUUGUUCUGGGACACAUGCUUGUUCAAGAGGACAUUGUGAAUGGAAGAUGGGAAGUUGCAAGAUCUCAUGUUCAGGAAAUGGAGUCUAUUUGCGAUCGCAAUAAUUUGCAAGAACAAUUAACCUUAGAAGAAGUCAAACAUGUUAAUAUCUUGAUCCUACUUGGUAAUUUGGGCUUGACCAUUACUUCCGAUAACUAUGAUAAACUGAAAUUGGAGGAAAUUUCCGCGUUAGUCCAAUCUUUAGAAUACGAAAACAGCACUUCUCUUAGUGUAAUUACGAAACAGACGGAAAUUUUGAAUGAUUUAAUAAUCUGCCUCAACAGCUUCGUUUACCAUGUUUCUUCUUCCAAGAAAAAGGAAUUUUUGAGAGAAUAUCAAGCUUUAAAAAAUCUGAUUACUUCGAAACUCGGUAGUAUUUCUGUUGUGUCAAAGUAUAAAAAGAAAAACGCUCGAAAAAUUGUUUCUGAAUUGUUCAGUCAUUCCUGGCUUAAUAAGUCCUCUUUACAACAGGUACCUUUUGACCAGAAAUUUGCCAAGCAAGUUAUGGAGAGUAUGAUAGAUUCAUUUACCCAGACAGGAGAUGCUGUCGGGAAACUUUCGAGAUUUGUAAAAUUUUAAAUUUUCCAUAAUAAAUAAAAAAUUGGGUUUCACCUAAACACGAA